Messenger RNA from Histoplasma capsulatum G186AR, 360 nucleotides. RefSeq lists its product as uncharacterized. The transcript has 3 exons. The coding region runs from base 1 to 360 and encodes 119 amino acids. The record is from RefSeq and is a predicted model, not a curated record. Lineage: Eukaryota; Fungi; Ascomycota; Eurotiomycetes; Onygenales; Ajellomycetaceae.
AUGUGUGGCCCAAUUCCAGACACCAUUGAUAGAGAUGUGAUGGCAGAUGAACAAUUAUCCGGCUUUGUGGAUUGGGAAUUUGCUGGUUGGUACCCUGAGCAUUGGGAAUAUACCAAGGCAUGCUACAUUUGUGUUCAAAUGACGCCUUUGGUUGGAAACGAUGGCAAAACUUUGAAAGCAGACGGGCUUGCCCAAAUCGACCAAAUCUUGGGCAACCCAAGUAUGACCUCGCAGACCCCCGAAUCUAGAUGCAGGGCAUUGGCACUGGACGGCCACGCUCCUACUCGCGUGGCACGCUUGCACAAUAUGGGAAUUGUGGAUGCUGCUGAUACAUCGGUGGUGAUGGCCAAGCCGUACUAG